Molecule: messenger RNA, 1170 nt
Organism: Macrosiphum euphorbiae (potato aphid)
Lineage: Eukaryota; Metazoa; Arthropoda; Insecta; Hemiptera; Aphididae
Source: the annotation of a GenBank genome assembly
AUGCCGCGGCCGUGCAGAGAGACGUACGGCGACCAAAAGCCGCCGUACAGUUACAUAUCGCUGACGGCCAUGGCCAUAUGGAGCGCUCCCGAGAAGAAGCUUCCGCUGUCUGACAUCUACAAGUUCAUCAGCGACCGGUUCCCCUAUUACCGGAAGAACACCCAAAGGUGGCAGAACUCGCUGCGGCACAAUCUGUCAUUCAACGACUGUUUCAUGAAGAUUCCCCGGCGACCGAACCAGCCGGGUAAAGGGGCGUACUGGACCCUGCACCCGCACGCCCUAGAUAUGUUCGAGAACGGAUCGUUUCUGCGUCGUCGCAAGAGGUUCAAAUUGCCGGCUGCCGACCGGGCGUUGUUGGAAGCUACGUUCGGCAGGCCGUCGUCGUCAGCCGCCGCCGCCGCUGACUUUGACACUGAUUCGCCGCCACUGCGACCAUUGCCGAUCGGACUUCAGCUGCCGCCGCCACUUCCACCCUACCGGAAUAACAAUAUUGUUAUGUCAGCGGACGGAGCGACGUCGCCGAUCGGCACCGAACAGUCGUUGUCACCGCCGUCGAUCCACACAGCCAUCGGCGGCACCACCGCGGCCGUCGCGACCGCCACAUCAAUGGCCAACCACCUGCACCGGCAGCACAAGCCCAAACCGUUCACCAUCGAGAGCAUCAUCGCCCCGGGCGGCGCCUGCAGACGUCACUCAUCCGACGACGACCAUCAUCACCACGACCGAGACGGCCGCGGUGACGACGAGGCCGUGCUACCGGAUGUCGCACGGUCGUCGUCGUCGCCUACACCACCGCCGCCGUCGCGGACCGAACGACCUCACCGCCGGUAUCCGCCGCCGGUGAGUCUGCUACCGGGACAACCGCUUCACCUAGCCGAACACCACCAGCAGCAGUUCCUCCACAACACCCACCAUCACCAUAACGGCGGUGGCAGCAGCAAUGGAUACGCGGAGUUGUACGCGUACCUAAUCCAACAGCAGUCGUUCGCUGUGGCCACCGCGGCCGCAGCAGCCGCGUCCAGCAUAUUUCCCGGGCCGUCCGCCCCACUGCCGCCGUUCCACUACAUGCCGCACCAUCACGUCACCACCGCGGCCGCCGUCUUGCCACCGUUCCCGCAGCUGGCCAACUUUACAAAUCUACACGACUGCGGUACGGCAAGUGUAAUAUAA